This is a messenger RNA of Talaromyces marneffei, 1539 nucleotides long. RefSeq lists its product as uncharacterized. The transcript is spliced from 2 exons. The record is from RefSeq and is a predicted model, not a curated record. NCBI's taxonomy places the organism in Eukaryota, Fungi, Ascomycota, Eurotiomycetes, Eurotiales, Trichocomaceae. Bases 1 to 1539 code for a protein of 512 amino acids.
AUGGAGAAACAGGUUGACGUUGAGGUUAAUGCAUUGCAGACCCCGGUUGAAUCAAUUCGGUCGUCUGAAAGACGCAGCAAUGUGCAGAGUGGCCUAAAAAAGGUCUACCAAGAUGUCGCAUGGGCAUUCACGACUACAUCAGACGGUGUCCAAGACUGGACGCCGUUCGUUCUUGUUUUGUCGUAUUUCGUCUUCUCCACCACCAUUUACAUGAAUGCCACAUCCGGAAUCAACGAAGUUUUUUGGUUUAUUUACUUGAUGACCAACACAUACAUUGCAACAGCCACUGUUAUAGAGUCUAUUUCUGCUCUAGGAAACUUUCAAGAUGCCAAAAGAGCUGUGGACAAGGUUUCCAAGAAGAACUGGGUGUUUCCUACAGCAGAAAAUAAACUUCCAAAGCUUGACAUUAUUGUUGUAGCUUAUUUACCAAACGAGCAAGAUAUCGUCAUGGACCGUCUGAAAUACCUUCUAGAAGAGAUUGUCUACCCUCGGGACAGAUACCGAGUCAACCUGCUAUACAACACACCUUACGCCAUUCAACCUCUGGAAUCUGAACUUUUUGCCUUGGCGGAUGAAUACCCCAAAAACAUGCGGGUUGUUAAGGUGCCAGGCUCAAAAUCCAAAGCCGACAACAUCAACUACUAUUGCAACGUGAUACAGACCGAUGCCGACAUUUCGGCCAUUUUUGACUGUGACCACUACCCACACCCAUACGCCCCCAAAUGGGCAAUGGAGCAAUUUGCCAAAGACAAAGAAUUGGACAUUGUCCAGGGUCGCUGUGUGGUGCUCAAUGCUACCGACAACUUCCUUACCUCAAUGAUCGCCAUUGAAUUCGACAAAAUCUACGCAGUUUCCCACCCUGGUCGCUCUGCCAUGUUUCAUUUUGGUCUCUUCUGUGGUUCAAACGGCUACUGGCGUACCUCGCUCCUGCGAGAGUUAAAAAUGGACGACUCCAUGCUUACAGAAGAUAUUGACUCCGCUCUUCGUGCCUUUGGCCACGGAGCAAAAGCAGUACACGACAUUAACGUGACUUCCUUUGAGCUUGCACCUGUCACAUUCUCUGCAUUCUGGAAACAGCGUCUGAGAUGGUCCCAAGGGUGGAUACAGGCUAGUAUGCGCCAUGUUCACCUAGUGUGGAGUCGGUCGCGAGAGGGCAAACACCGCUCCAUGCGCCAACGUUUUGGAAUCUUCUCGUUACUAUUUGUUCGAGAAAUCAGUUACUAUCUCAUUACUCAGUAUCUCUGUCUUGUGCUGAGUGUGGUUAUAACCGAGUUCCCCAAGAGCGGCGACGAUUUGUACAAGCUCCUCUUCUUCCAAUAUCCAAUUGCCUGGUGGCUCUUCAUUUUCAGUCUCCUUGCGCUUGUUGGCACACUCUGGGUCACAUUCCACUUCCGAUCUGAAUUUUGUCGUUGGUACACAAUCCCAAUAUUUGCGGCCACAUAUCUUCCACAGCUCGUACUCACUGCGGUCAUUGGUCUCUUCGGCCAUGCACGUCAAGUGAGUAAGUACGUUAAGUGGAACCCGACUCCACGCAACUGA